UUGCGGUGAGUUCAGCAAACGAAACUCAGUCAACAUUUAGAACUUGACGACGCGUGAACGUGGUGGAGAGUAAUUGUGUGUGACGUCGCGUGUUUGUUAAGAAAGUUUUAUAAAAGAAGUUUUGUGGUAAUUUUCUUAAAAGAAAACGAAAAUAAAUUACGAAAAUUUUGGAUAUACAAAUGAUUAAAUAUAGAAAUAUAUCUAACCCAAAAUAAAGUGAAAAUUAUAUUAAAAGUUUAAAAAUAAAACCAAAGUUUAGCAAGAAAAGCUUAACAGAAAUAAAGAAUAAAAAUUGAAAUAAGAAUAAAAGUUCCUAAAAAUAUUUUCUUAAAGUAAAAAAAAAAAAACAAACAAAUCUUACAGAAAAGUUGUGAAUUAUUAGCAAUUUUCCUUUAAUCUACUAAACAAAGCUUUAUAAAAGCUUUUUUGUCACAAAGUUCAAACGUGAAGCAGCAACAUGUUAGUGCCGUCGGAUAUGAUAGCGGCACAAUCCAAAAUGGUCUAUCAAAUGAAUAAAUACUGUGCCGAUCGUGUUCAGACACGCAAAGCCCAGAUACACAAACAGAUACUCGAGGUGUGUCGCAUAGUUCAAGAUGUUCUCAAAGAAGUUGAGGUCCAGGAACCUCGUUUCAUAUCCUCCCUUAACGAUUAUAAUGGUCGCUUUGAGGGUUUGGAAGUUAUAUCACCCACAGAAUUUGAAAUCAUCAUAUAUUUGAAUCAAAUGGGUGUUUUAAAUUUUGUCGAUGAUGGCACCCUGCCCGGCUGUGCGGUACUCAAACUAAGCGAUGGUCGCAAACGUUCCAUGUCUCUAUGGGUAGAAUUUAUAACAGCUUCCGGUUACUUGUCAGCCCGUAAGAUACGUUCACGUUUUCAAACGUUAGUUGCCCAAGCUUGUGAUAAAUGUGCUUAUCGAGAUAUAGUGAAAAUGAUUGCCGACACUACCGAGGUGAAGUUACGUAUACGCGAAAGGAUUAUUGUACAAAUUACGCCUGCCUUUAAGUGUGCCGGCCUGUGGCCACGUUCGGCCUCACAUUGGCCCAUACCGGGUAUACCAUGGCCACAUCCUAAUAUUGUUGCAGAGGUUAAGACUGAAGGUUUCGAUAUGUUAUCGAAGGAAUGUAUAGCGUUGCAGGGUAAAAAUUCUGCUAUGGAAGGUGAUGCCUGGGUGUUGAGCUUUACAGAUGCUGAAAAUCGUUUGUUACAAGGUGCCAGUCGCCGUAGAUGUUUAAGUAUUUUAAAAACCCUGCGUGAUCGUCAUUUAGACCUGCCUGGUAAUCCCGUCACUUCUUACCACUUGAAAACCUUAUUGCUCUACGAAUGUGAAAAACAUCCCCGGGAAAUGGAAUGGGAAGAGAAUUGUAUUGCCGAUCGUAUUAAUGGUAUAUUCUUGCAAUUAAUUUCUUGUCUACAGUGCCGUCGGUGUCCACAUUAUUUUUUGCCAAAUAUGGAUUUAUUUAAAGGCAAAUCACCGGGUGCUUUAGAAAAUGCCGCCAAACAAGUUUGGCGUCUAACACGUAUUAUGUUAACAAAUGCACGAUGUUUAGAGGAAUUGUAAGCCCAAUGGAAAAAAAGGCGCACAAAAUUAUAUUUAGUAACUAAAACAUACACAAAAAAAUUCCCCCUUUUCUUGGUUGUAAGGGGGGAAAUUUGAACACAAAGAUAUUGUUAUAACAAAAACAACAAAAGUUAAUUGUAUAAUAGUUAAACAAAAAUUUUUAUUUUUUUCGCUUAUUUAAUUUAUUAGAUUUUGUAGCAUUUAGUUUAGGUUUUAUUUUAGUUUGUAGCAAAUAAUUUAUUAGGGGCCUAAAUUUUGAAAUUAAAAAAAUUAUGGAAAUUUUUAAGGUUUUUAAAAAAUUUCAUAUCUGUUUUGUUAAAUACUUAACAAAAUGUUACAUUUUACAAAAAGACAUUUUAUAAGUGUGUUCGUCUUGAAGAGGUAAUUAAGGAAAUUUGAAGGGUUUUAUUCAAGAAGAAGUAAAACCAUUUACUGUAGUUGCCCAGCAAAAACUUCCGUUACCAUGUAAAGGGUUAAAAUGCUAAACUUUAUUUAAAUAAUAGAAUUUGAUGAUAUUUUUUCACAAGUAAUUAGAAAAAUCAGUCAAUUAAAAUCGUGUGAAAAAACGCUAUUAAAUUUAAAAUAAAAUCGGAUUCUUUUCGCUUCUUUGGAAGUCAAUAAACAUCACUUCCACAGAAGGUGAAAAAAUAAUUUAGAGUUACUUUGUUAUUCUUUUGGAAGUACUUCUUUUUAUUUUUGCUGGGUAUAUCUUCAUGCAGAAGCAGUCUAAUGAAUUAGAAAGUAUUUCUAUAACUUAUUAUUAAUAAGACGUUAUAAAAGUACUUCUAUGUAAUCAGAACGAUAAGUACUCAUUACAAAGUAUGUUAAAUGGUUAAAAUUGCAAGUCAUUAUCAAGUUUUUGUUGGGUGUUAACUCAAAAUUAUGUUUUUAAUUGAGAAAAGUAUAAAAGAAAUCUUUGUUAGACCAGGGUCCCGUUUUCGAGAAAAAGCUUUGAACUUUGAAUAAAUCUUUAUGAAUAGGACCCAUUUACUACUUAUAAGCAACUAAUAUAGGAAGGAAAAGUUUUCAAAUUAUGUCCUUUUGUCUACAUGAAAACUGUACCAAAUUUUUUAAAUUAAUAACCUCUUCCUAAAGUAAAUUCUGUUCAGCCUGAAAUGUACUAUUUAGUUGUUCAUUGUCUAUAAUACUCGCUUACAAAUAGGGAGUUAAAUAAGUCAUUAAAAUAUUUGCUUAUGUGCAUUAUACAAGUCAUUUUCGGAUCUUUGGAUCUGGACUUUUGUCGAAAAUUAAUUAGUAUCAAAUAAAUUCUAUUUGUAAUGAUGAAAAAUUUGUGAAAACUUUUAUGAGAAAUAUUCAUAACGUUUUAUAUAUUUUAUGGGGUUUUUAACACCAUCUACAUUAUUAGUUUGUGAAAAAAAAAAUCAUUUCCAAAAUUACUAUUUCAUUCCUUUACUGGUAUGGUGACGAUUAUAGGACCUAUUCCUGAAUCGGUGUAUACUUGUUUAUUGAUAUGUGGACUAGACACCCUAUGAAACCUAUAUAGUUCAUACAGAAGAGAAUGCACGGGGAAAAUGGGUAUCUAUAGACUAGUGUAUAAACUUUCUUUGUACUAGUCCAUAGACUAUGGACUAGUUUAUACACUAAUCAAUAGACUAUACUAUUGACAAGUAGUUACCCAAAAAUAUUGGUCCUACACCCACCUUAAAGUAUACAAAUCGACAAAGUCACUUUAGAAAUCGAUUUAGCUAUGUCCGUCCGUUCUCCAUCUGUCUGUUUGUCCAUGUGAACCUUAUGCGAACGCCACAGGUUGAAAUUUUCUUUCAGCAGCAGGAUUUGAAUGUUAAAAAGAAGAAAUAAUCUUUCUUUACUUUUAAAAAGAGUACUUCUUUUGAAUUCCUAACAAAUUUUUCUUUUUACUUAGACGAACACCUUAUGAAAGCUUAUUUAAUUAAAGACAUUACAACCAGUGACUUAAAAGAAUUAAUAAUUUAUUAAGCAUUUUUUUCUCUAAGUUUUAUGCCAAAAUAAUUAUUAAUUUCAUAAUUUAAAUUUAAGUUAAAUUUUUAUAAAACUAAAAACCUUGUAAAUUUUAAACAAAAAAAAAAAUCCCAAAAAUUAUAUUU
Messenger RNA from Lucilia cuprina (Australian sheep blowfly), 3639 nucleotides. RefSeq names its product protein mab-21 (gene mab-21). The coding region runs from base 458 to 1555 and encodes 365 amino acids. The transcript is spliced from 2 exons. Lineage: Eukaryota; Metazoa; Arthropoda; Insecta; Diptera; Calliphoridae. The record is from RefSeq and is a predicted model, not a curated record.